Messenger RNA from Camellia sinensis, 2302 nucleotides. RefSeq lists its product as uncharacterized. NCBI's taxonomy places the organism in Eukaryota, Viridiplantae, Streptophyta, Magnoliopsida, Ericales, Theaceae. Gene Ontology annotation, molecular function: catalytic activity. The record is from RefSeq and is a predicted model, not a curated record.
AGUCAAACAAAAUUUUAAAAAAAUUUCUCCAAAAUUCCUCUCUCAGAACAAACCAAUCAAUGCCGUAAAAUUUCAAGUCUAUAAAAUUUAAAAUAAAAAAAGUGGGAGCCUUCCCUUGUUUCCUCUUCCCAGUCGGUGGCUGAGACUCUGAACCCAAAGCUAACGCCUACUCAUCACAUCAUGCUCAUGGAAGAUGCCGAGGUAACCAAAUAACCGCCCAAUCCUACUUCUUCCUCCACCACCGUCACGCCGCCUACAACUCAUUUACAUACAUACAUAAAAUGGUGGCGUUGAAGAAGGCUUACGCGGAUAUAAUACUGAACACGGCGAAGGAGGCAGCUGCUCGCGUAAUGGUGUCGGAGCGUAAGGCUCUUCGCUUUCAUCACGAUCUGUGUGCCGCAAAAGACGAGGCUCUUCGAAUGCUCCUUCGCUUCAAACAGACGUUCGAUUCUAAGACCAUUGAAGCAGAAAUUAACUCCGUGAGUCAGCAAAAAAGGAUUGAAGAGCUCAAAGCACAGCUUGAUGAAGCAGAAGAGACAAUAUUAGACCUUAGAGCAGAGUUGAAAAAGGCCCAAAAUCACUUGGAUAAGGUGAAGAACAACCAUAUGCAGCCUCUGAACAAAUCAACUGAAAAACAAGAUGGGCCUUGUCAUGAAGGUACACCUUUCAAUCACAGAAAUAUGGAUUGCAAAUGCUGUAAUUCAGCAAAACUAAGUGAAUCAUUGAAGUCAGAUUUGGAGAACUCAUGUGUUGAUAACCCUAAUUUUCCUUCCAUAAUUGUGAAAAGCAAAGAACCCGAGUUGUACAAAAAUGGAUGCACUCAGAGGGUUCGUGCAUUUGAAAGGAACUUGCUGGAUGGAAACUUGCCUUCGUCUGGAAAUGGCAAUGAUCAACACUUUAUCAAAAAGGGUGAGUCAAUCACCAAGGUGAAUGAACAAAAUACAGAGAUAUGUACUGUACCACCUCCCAAGAUUGAAAAUAUAGAUGGAAUGAAAAACCCAACUCGUGUGGAAGACAAGUUGUGCAUUAAGAGUUGCACUUACAGGGAUCAACCUUUCAAGGUUCGCAACAUACGGAGGAGGAAAACUCGAUAUGGGAGAGCUAAAGCUACUUCAUGCAGGUUAAAUCCUAAUCUUGUAAAACCUCAUAGACCAUCCUCGGUUCUUUCUCAUUGCAAAACAUCUUCCUGUUCAAACAAUGAUAAUGUUAAAUCUGGUGAGGGAGCUUGUACUUUGCCUUAUAGUGAGGCCGAAAACAAGACUUCAAUGGAAAAUUCUUCCAGAUUGGAAGAAAAAGUGCAACAAAACAAAGAUCAGGCUCUUAGCGUUGUUCGCAGAAGCGUUAGGAAAAGAAAAGUCAAAUGUAGGGCUGCUAUUGCUACCUAUUGUAGGUCUCUUCCUGACCAGCUGGCAAAUUUGGAAAGUGAGACUAAAAUUAAAACUGAUGUUUCUAUGUCAGGAUCUACUGAUGUAACUCCUCAUAUCAACACAGUUAUAGCAUCUGGAUUUACUGGGAAUACCACAUUCAAGGACACAGGGCCAGUAGAUGAGGCUGUGUUGGUAAAACAGGGGGUUGAUGCUGCAGAGAGUCCCAGGGCUCCAAGUUAUAAAUCUAACCAGACGGACAAUAAACUACUGCAGGAUUCUAAUUCAAAAGAUGCAAAAACAUCUGAAGCAAUGAUUGAAACUUCCAGUGAAGCUGACAACAACAGGAUUGUUCAAGUAACACAUUCAGCAGGAAGCGCAAGAAAGAAUUAUCGACCAAGCCUAAUGAAAACACUUCUGUUGGAAAGAGCAAUGCAAAGAAGAGGGCAGUCGUAGAGAAACAAAAUGGUGCUCCAGAACCCCAGAAGGCUAGCUUGAUAGAUGAAUCAUCUAGGGACAGCCGACGGAUGGUGCAGGUGGCUCGUCAGCUUAUUUCUUUGUCUGGUAAAAGGUGGUGAUAGUUGAUUUGCUUAUUGCGUUGGCUAUUCUUAAAUUCCAUGCAGCAGAAAGUUGUCCUUGAUAAGAAACUUGACAACAUUGGUGAAGAGGUCAUCAAGACGAUGCAUUUCCAGAAUGGAUUGUGUGUGAAAUUCAUAAUUUUAACUGAGAGCAUUUGUUACCUACCAAACAAAGGAGAGAGAGAGAGAGAGAGAGAGCAUUGUUGUAAUCUUCUGUUUUUGUCCCUUUUACGUUUGGCUAUUUUGAAUUUAGCUACGGUUACUGUGAUUGAUUUCUCAUACUUGAUGGAGAUCAUUGGAGUUAAUUUAGAUUGGCAUUCAUGAGAUGAAAAGCUAAAUAGUUAUUAGUUUCUUUUGUAA